AUUCCUUGUUUAACAAAGCAACAGUUAAGAAUGCGCGGUCUACUCUCUCUAUUCCUGAUCUGUAGCUGUCUUGAAUACAGUCUAGCUGUCAUGUGCUGGCAGACAAGCAGCCUCAAUACAACUGAUGAAAGACUCAUCUACAACAGAGAAACAGCUGGACCGAUUGUUGAGAGGAACUGUACUGGACUCAAGCCUCGGUGUGUUGGCGUCAUGUACAGGGUUGUAGAUCAGUUUAUGUACACUGGAGGUUGUACAGAUGAAGUGGCAAUGGCCCCAAUGGAAAUGAAAAAGGGACGAGGCAUGUACUGGAAGAUAGUUUGUGAUACAGAUUAUUGUAACAGUACAUCAACCAUCUUCCCUACCAUCCUCUUCAUGACCUUGGUUACAGGGUUCAGAGGAUUCUUUAUGUAAACCCCUCUCCUCCCUACCUUCCUCUUCAUGACCUUGGUUACAGGGUUCAGAGGAUUCUUUAUGUAAAUCCCUCUCCUCCCUAUAACCUUCCUCUUCAUCACCUUGGUUACAGGGUUCAGAGGAGUCUUUAUGUAAACCCCUCUUCUCCCUACCUUCCUCUUCAUGACCUUGGUUACAAAGUUCAGAGGAUUCUUUAUGUAAACCCCUCUUCUCCCUACCUUCCUCUUCAAGACCUUGGUUACAGGGUUCAGAGGAUUCUUUAUGUAACCCCCUCUUCUCCCUACCUUCCUCUUCAUGACCUUGGUUACAGGGUUCAGAGGAUUCUUUAUGUACACCCCUCUUCUCCCUACCUUCCUCUUCAUGACCUUGGUUACAGGGUUCAGAGGAUUCUUUAUGUAAACCCCUCUUCUCCCUACCUUCCUUUUCAUGACCUUGGUUACAGGGUUAAGAGGAUUCUUUAUGUAAACCCCUCUUCUCCCUACCUUCCUCUUCAUGACCUUGGUUACAGGGUUCAGAGGAUUCUUUAUGUAAACCCCUCUUCUCCCUACCUUCCUCUUCAUGACCUUGGUUACAGGGUUCAGAUGGGUCUUUAUGUAAACUCCUCUCCUCCCUACCUUCCUUUUAAUCAUCUUGGUGAUUAAUUAAACCAAAAAUGGAAAUGACCCAUCGUAAAAAAACAUGCCAACGAAACUUUUUAAAACUGAAGACUGGAAAAAUCAAACAGUUAAAGUUGCAAAAUAUCUUUUUAAAUUUUGAAUUUCUUUAGAAAUUUAAAAAAUUAAAUUAAUGGUUUUCUAUCUCUCUAUGUAUUUUCACAAACAGCUUUUUGCUUCAAGUCAAAAAUAUUCAAAUUUCCCACAUUUUGUUUCAUAUCACGUUAAAUACACAAGCUUUAAACAAAUUUUAUAAAUGUGAACAUUUAAUGUUAAAUUGGCAAUAAAUUAAUAAUUUUU
Messenger RNA from Eurytemora carolleeae, 1364 nucleotides. RefSeq lists its product as uncharacterized. NCBI's taxonomy places the organism in Eukaryota, Metazoa, Arthropoda, Copepoda, Calanoida, Temoridae. The record is from RefSeq and is a predicted model, not a curated record. The transcript has 6 exons. The coding region runs from base 31 to 411 and encodes 126 amino acids.